GCGAAGGUGUCUAGCGAACAAACAUUUCAGCAGAAUGACAGUUUAGGACUCCGGAGUGCAACCUGGCAUCUCCAGUAAAUGGAAGCAAGAGCUGUGACUCGCCGUAGGCGCCCGGCUGAGGCAAGUGCUGGCCUAGGCGACGCGGUCAGGGAAGAGUCAAGUUUCUCUCGCGAGCUUUCUGCUCCGGAGGAUGUUGAAGUCAUGAAACCUGGGAACGCGACGGGCGUGGCAGCCCGUCGCAUGGCGUCACGCUGGGGCCGUGGGGGCGAUGUCGCCUACCUGCUCGUUGUGUCGCUUUCUUUCCCCCUCUAUUGGCUGCGCGUGAUGGACUGGCGGCUGUGCUCACCCCCUGAGGGCGGCCUACCCCUCGGUGGGGGCGGAGGCGGAGACAGCAGCGCGGGGGUUGCAGGAGGCCUCAGCAGCAGCAGCAUCAGCAGCAUCGAUCAGGACGGGUGGCUCAUCACCCCGCCCUCCCAGGAAUGGGCGGCCGGAUACCCCUGCUACUGCGGCAGCGGCAGCAGCUGUAGCAAUUUUGCCAAGCUGGCGUACGUUGCGGCGGCGCCGGGGCCCUUCCUCAGGAGCCUGGUGUGGCCCGUGUGCUGGUCGGAGAUCCAAUUCACCAUCACCUUCUGGUGUGUGAUCGUGUGGGGCGCGGCGCUGGUGGCGCUGACGCCCCGCCGCGCCUACAGCCUCGGCCGGCCCGCCAGGCUGUUGCCCAUCGCCAUCCGCUGCUCCAUGCAGUACGAGGGGGCGGCCUCGCUGUUCUUUGUGCUGGCGCUCGCGCUGCCGCCCCACAUGCACCUGGCCGUGGCGCUGGUGGACCUGGUGGAGGUGGCGGUCAUACACGCCAUGCAGGCGGCAGCAGCAGCAGCAGCAGCUACUGCCGCUACUGCCGCUACUGCCGCCACUGCCGCGGCUGCAGCUACUGCUACUGCCGGCGGCGGUGGCCUCGUGGGUACAGCAGCAGCAGCAGCAGCGGGUGCGGCAGUGGCGGUGCCGCCGCCGGCGGCGGACGUGCUGGAGGGGUCGCUGUCUCCCCUGUCUCAGGUGCUGCUGCAGCUGGCGUGUACGGCGCUGGCGGCGUGGCUAGCGCGGGCGCUGUGGGGGCAGCGGGAGCGGGGGGGAGGAGCGGGGGCAGGGUCGGGAGGAGGGUCGGGAGCGGCGCAGGCGGAGGCGCAGACGCCGGUCGUGGCCAUUGCUGGUGCUGGCGCUGCUGGUGCCAGCAGGGCAGCCGCAGGAUGGGAGGAGGAGGAGGCGGAGGCGGAGGAGGAGAAGGGAGGCGCGCGGUCCAAAGCUGACGCGGCAGCGAAGGCUGCAGGAACGGCUGCGGCUGGUGGUGCCGCUGCCCGCAGCGCGGCCGCAGGAUUGGAGGAGGAGGUGGAGGAGGAGCAGGAGGAGGCGCCCAAAGCGGCGGCGGCGACUGCAGGGGAGGCGGCUGGCAUGCAGCCGGUCAAGGCGCUGCCGCCGCCGGCGCCGCGGCCGCCGUCGCCGCCGGUGGGCUUGGGGGCGGCGGGCUCUGCGCGGUCUCUGACUGCCUCGCUGGCCCAGUGCCGGGAACUGAUGUCGCGACCAAGCGUGUAUGAGGGCGUCCUGGCGGUCGCGCACGUGUACGCCAAGCUGCACGGCGUGAACCCGCCCGACCUGCAGCCACACACCCGGCAGCGCCUGGCGUUGGCGGCGCUGGGCUGUAGCAGCGGCGGCGGCAACGGCAGUAGCAGCGGUGGUGGCAUCGGCAGUAGCAGCAACGGCAGUAGCAGCAGCGGCAACGGCAACGGGCGGCUGCAGCCGGCGGCCGCCGUGGUGGCGGUGUUGGAUGUGGCGGUGCGGGCGGGCUGCGUGGAGCUGCUGCUAGACAUGGUGGUUGGCGGGGUCGGUUAUGAUAACGGUUAUGAUAACGGUAACGGCGGCGGCGGCGGUAACAGUGUGGCGGCGGCCGCGGCGGCGGCGGCGGCCUGGGAGGCGGCGGCGGGGCCUGCGCCGCCCGCGACGGCAGCGGCGGCGGCGGCGGCGGCAGCGGCGGCGGCGGCGGACAUCUACGCGCUAGACGCAGAUGAACGUGAUGAAGACGACGAGCGGGUUUACCCAGCAGCACUCCAUGCUUCUGCUGCAACCCCGGCAUUCUCCGCCGCUGCCGGCGGUGCCUUGCGCGCUUCCCCAUUCGCGCUCCCGUCGCCGCCAGCCGCGCUCUCCUCGUCGCCGCUGGCCGCCCUGGCACCGCCGCACCGGGCGGUGGCGUCUGCGGCCUCUGACGGAUUGCUGGGAGAGGGGGAGGGCGAGGCGGCGUUGGAGGCGUCGGCGCUUCGGGGCGGGCGGGGGCUUCGGGCCAGCGUGUCGGACAAGAGCCGCAGCGGCAGUGGAGGUGGAGGCGGAGGUGGAGGCGGCGGCGAGGGACACAGGAUUGCUGCAAUCACCCGCUCUGCGGCGGCGGCCGCAGCCGCCGCUGCGGCGGCGGCAGGGCAUGCUGGCGGCAGCGGACGUGGCAGCGGCGCCGGAGCCGGCGCCAGCGCCGGUGCCGGCAGCGCUGCCAGCAGCAUGCAUGUCAGUGGGAGCGGCACCGGCGGCGGCGGUGUAGGCGGUGCCGGCGGUGGGGCGUGUGGGGGUGGGCUGGCGGAUGACGCCGCGUCCACUGCCACAGCCUGGCAGGUGUCCUCCUCCUCCAUGUCCUCGGGCGCCUCGGCCUUCUCCAUCCGACACCCCGGCAGCAGCGACGGCCGCGACGCCGCCGCAGCCGCCGCCGCCGCCGCGGGCGCCACCUCGUGCGGAACCGGGGACCGCGUCAUUGCGGCGGCGCAGGCUCAACCGCAGUUGCAGCAACAGCAACUGCAACCGCCGCAUCAGCAACUGCAGCAGCAGCAACCGCCACACAGGCGGCGGCCGCCAACGCCGGCGACGGAGCCCCCCGCCGCCGCCGGCCCGGUGGUGGUGCGGCUGAGCAUGACCGUGUGCGGCACCGCCGACUCACUCGGCGGCGGCGGCGGCGGCGGCGGUAGUGGCGGCCGCGGCGGCGGCGGUGCCGCCGCGGCGGCUCAUUCGCCGCAACAGCCGCUACGGCCGCUACAGCCGCCGUCUGACCUGGAGCUGCUGGCGCUGUACGGAGGGUCGUACCUGCCCGUGACCGACAUGGAGUGGGGGCCGGAGCUGCGGCCCGCAGCCACGUCGGCGGCGGCUGUAGCGGCGGCGGCGGCGGCGGCGGCAGGGCCGCAGCUCGUGGAGCGGGAGCUGGCGGCGACGCUGACGCUGCCGGCGGGCGCCGCCGGCGGCCCCGUCAGCCUGAUGCUGCUGCGCCGCGGCGGCGGCGGCAGCGGCGGCAAUGCGGCGGCGGGGACGGUGGGUCGCGCGCAGACGCUGCUAGUCGGCAGCGUCGACACGGUGGAGGUGCUGAUGGCCGCCGCUGGCGGCGGCGGCGGCGGCGGCGGUGGCGGCGGUGGCGGCGGUGGCGGCGCCGCCAGCUGGGUGUCCUGGACGUCGGCGGACGUGUUCGGACUGACGCCGCUGCACUACGCUGCCGUACUGACGGACGGCGGCGCGCUGGCGGCGCAGCUGCUGCUGUCGUACCCUGCCGCCGCCGCCGCCUGGACGGCCGAGGCGGCGGGGGCGGGGGCGGGGGCGGCGUGGGUGCCGUCGCCGGCGGCGUUUGCGGCGCAGGCGGGAGUGGACUUGGGGCUGGCGCUGGAUGGGGCCGUGCGGGCCAAGCAGGAGCGGAGGGCGCGGGAGGAGCAGGCGCGGCGGGCGCGGCAGCGGCGGCAGUGCGCGGUGCUGGAGGCGGCGAGGGCGGUGCAACAGACGGAGGCGGCGGCGGCAACGAAGGAGCGGGCGCCAGCGAUGCCAGCUGCUCAGCCUGAGCCUACGGCCGUAACACCGCAGCUACACAAGGCCGCUGAGUUUGACAAACAUGCGGACGCCGAACCCAAUGCUGGAACCCGAUCCAAAGCUUCUUCAAGCGAUUUUAAGAAGCCGACGGCGACGGCAUCGCAGCAGCAGCAGGCCAUGCCGGUGCCAGCGGAGAUGGCCGAUGGCGAUUGCGCCGAGUGUUACAAGCAGCGUCGUGUCACGCACACGGGCAGCGGCGGCGGCGGUGGUGGCGGCGCGGUGUUGGCUCUAGCGGCGGCGGUGCAGCAGCCGCUGCUGGCACUUCACAUGAUGGGCUGCGCGGCGUCUGUGGUGCAGGCCCUGAUCCAGCUGUCGGCGGCGGCCCGCAGCUCGCUGUUUGCGCUGUCGCUGCUGCACCUGUUGGGAGCCGCGCUGGCGCUGGGCUGCAUGGCAGUGCGGCCCGCGCGCAACGGCUCCGCCGCCGCCUCGGCGGCCGCCGUCGCCGCCUCCAUCGUCCGCGGCGCCGCCGGCACGAGCGGUGUUACCGCCGCCGGCGGCGGUGGUGGUGAUGGCGCUGGCGGGUUUGGUUGGGUGGUUUCGGCGGCGGCGACUGGCGCGGCCGGCGGCGGCGGCGGCGGCGGCAGCGGUGGCGGCGGCGGGCUGUGGGGCGGCGGCGGCGGCGGCUGGGGUGCGCUGCAGGUUGUGCUGCUGGGAGUGACGCUGCUGCAGACGUGGCAGCUGCCGGGCCGGCUGCGGGGGCAGGCGGCGGCGGUGGCGGGGGCCGGUGGCGCGGGAGGCGAGGGGCAGGGGCGGGGCGAGGGCGCGGCGUGGGUUGCGGUGGCGGGGGCGGCGGCGCCGUCUCGGGGCGCGGGCGGCGCUUCUUCUGUGCUGAUGUUGCAGGUGGGGCUGGCGGCGGUGGAGGCGGCGCUGGCAUGUGUGACCAUGCUACAGGCGAGUCGCGCCCGAGUAGUUGGUAAAAUGAGUGAUUAAUCAUGCCGGCGUAAUCAUGCUAGCGCACUGCGAAUAAAGGUAGUCACGGUGGUAAGAGUGGUAUGGCGCAUAGCGCGCAUACGGUACUCAUGCUUUGUGGGGGCGAUUGUGUUGGGCGGGGGCACAAUAAUAAUAAUGAUGUGCGGUUGCUAUGCGCGGUGGGCUGAAUAAUGAUGAUAUGAUGGACAGGUGACGAGAUCGAGCGAGGGGCAAUUACGCCUGUUGUCACGACCGGCUAACUUUACCGCCUGCAUGUGUGGAAAGACUGAGAGCAUGCAAGCGUGCAGGCACGCAGACGGGGCCCCCUAUCGUGCCGUGCUGAGACCUGUGCAUCCCGGAUUCCUGCGGGCCCCCUCGUAGCCUACUGGUAUAGCUGCGGAGCCACGAAGGCCUCUCGCAAUCUCGCCAACCACACAUACGAAGCUUUCCCCGCGUGCGUUUCACACACAGUAGAACGCUGACGGCCGGCGCGGAGAGGGGUUCCGGUAUUCUAAUUUGCUCGAUUUGGGUCGUUGGAGGCUUCAAGCACAGUGAGGUUCCGGUCGGAAGGGACGCUUACCCCCGCGCUUAGUGCGCGACGACGGCGCUCUCGUGCUGCGUGCCCUGUUGUACAGAACUGAGAUUCUUGGGAUCUUGG
Messenger RNA from Chlamydomonas reinhardtii, 5437 nucleotides. RefSeq lists its product as uncharacterized. Lineage: Eukaryota; Viridiplantae; Chlorophyta; Chlorophyceae; Chlamydomonadales; Chlamydomonadaceae. Bases 79 to 4800 code for a protein of 1573 amino acids. The record is from RefSeq and is a predicted model, not a curated record. The transcript has 13 exons.